AUGGGACUCUGGUCCAAUGAAGGCGUCACGCAUAAUGUGUGGACGGCCUACAUCUUCACGCUCUUCUUCUGGUCUGCUCGAAGUAUCUUGUUCCAACAAGUUGUAGCUGGCUACGUGUUCGUAUUGACAGAAUCGAACAAGCCUGUGGGUAUCGUCAAGGGCAUCCAGGGCAUCUCGCAGCUCUUGUUUUCGCUCCCAGGCGGCUAUUUCGCCGAUCACAUCCGCCGCGAUACUGUCCUCAAGCUCUCAGGCGCUAUCGGCGUUGUGGGUGCCGUUAUCACCUUCUUUUCCGUCGAAUUGACAUCUAUCAAUGCAUUAUACGUGGCCUUUGGGGUCUGGGGACUCUUUGCAGCCUUCCAAAGCCCCGCAAUGGAGGCUCUUUUCGCCGACUCGAUCCCUCCCGGAAAGCGCAGCUUCCCGUUCAUGAUCAAGUACAACAUCAGCAACUUGGCACAGAUGCUGGGACCUAUGUUGAGUAUUUGCCUCUUCUUGUUCUACGGAGAUCAGUGGCAACUACCCGAACUUAAACCAGUACUCGAGUUCGGAUGUGUAUUAGCUGUCAUUGGCUCAGUCAUUCUAUUCCAAUUCGAUGACGACCGUGCCAAGGAUUACCAAAUAAAUAAGACUGCAGCGGAGAAAGAACAAGAAGCUUUACUGGAGCAAAUGGUGCAGCCUUCUCCACUGCGUACUCCCAAACUUGUAGGCAACGGCAGUGAGAUCGACAUGGUAUACGACUAUCCGGAUGAAGAUGACAUCACAGUGGAUGAUAACUCUCCUCCUACUGCAACGGAGAAUACCGCACUAUUACUAUUAAAGGGGAAAACCGCACAGGAGUUGGAUCUGGAACGGCAACAACGUCUACAGGAGGUGGACGACGAUGAGGAAGGAUACAUGGCUCACAUUGAUGCCAAGUUCCUCUGUUUCCGCACCAAACACGUGCCUUAUAUCCUGUUCGUAUCGGACUUUAUUAUCAGCAACGGAGCUGGUAUGACAAUUAAUUUCUUCCCGUUAUUCUUCAAAGAGGAAUACGGUCUCACGCCCAUCCACGUCUGCGCGCUGUUCAUGAGCCAGCCGCUCGUCGUUAUGAUCCUUUCGUUUGCUGCACAACGUCUGUCGAAGUCCUGUGGCCGCAUGCCCAUUAUCGCUUUCACCCGAGCAUUCUCCGUGGCGUGUCUCUUCUCGAUGGCAUAUGCGCAACCCAUGGCUCUCCAAAUAGUGUUAUUCCUAAUGCGAGGGGGCAUGAUGCGCUGCUCUCAGCCUUUGCGUCGCUCGAUCCUGAUGGACUAUGUGCCCAAGAACAUUCGAGCGCGCUGGAAUGCGUUGGAAGGUCUAUCAGUGUUUUCGUGGUCGGGCAGUGCAGUGCUGGGUGGCUUCUUGAUCGAUGCGUAUGGCUACCGCAUGUGCUUUAUUAUCACGUCGCUCGUUUAUUGCGCUGGCUUGAGUUUGGAGAUGUUCCUUCUACCUCUGACCAAGCACGCCGUUGAGAGAUAA
Phytophthora infestans T30-4 is the source of this 1491-nucleotide messenger RNA. Its product is annotated as Major Facilitator Superfamily (MFS). Gene Ontology annotation, molecular function: transmembrane transporter activity. Gene Ontology annotation, biological process: transmembrane transport. The transcript has 2 exons. Lineage: Eukaryota; Oomycota; Peronosporomycetes; Peronosporales; Peronosporaceae. Bases 1 to 1491 code for a protein of 496 amino acids. The record is from RefSeq and is a predicted model, not a curated record.